Molecule: messenger RNA, 1614 nt
Organism: Lolium rigidum
Lineage: Eukaryota; Viridiplantae; Streptophyta; Magnoliopsida; Poales; Poaceae
Exons: 4
Coding region: 50-1435 (461 amino acids)
Molecular function (GO): metal ion binding; phosphatidylinositol binding
Source: RefSeq, a predicted model, not a curated record
UUCCGCGUCAUUACCGAUUGCUACAUGACUGCACAAUCUGAAUGAUUCCAUGGAGACUCCAAACGAAGCGAGACCGUACUCAUCCCUCCCCCAAUUCCAACCCAACUACAGCCAGGGAGCUCCCAUGUCCGACCAAGCUCCAGAGAACAACUACCUGGCGCACGACUACCUCUACGAGCCGUCGCUGGAACCAGACUUCCCGUCAGAAUACGGUUCCAGGGAAGACCCCUUCGCCACAGCACGGGCUAGCCCAACCAUCAAUCUGAAGACCGUUCUGGGCGGUAUCGCGGCGAUUGUUUCAGGCGCAAGUAAGGGUGAGGACGGCGUGUCGCAGCAGCAGAAUUUCGGCACGGGUGUGUCGUUUCUAGCGUCGGGCAAGGACGGUGGUCUGCACCCGUCUGUCUGCGUUCCGAGCGCGCCGCCGCUGCUUGAGGAAAACGCUAUGCAGUUCAGCGCGUACAAGGAGGUGUUGCUGGCGGAUCCCCCGGAGUGGUUGCCGGAUAGCUCUACCAGUGUGUGCCUGCAGUGCAGCAAUCCUUUCACGGCACUGACUCGGGGGAGGCACCACUGCCGCUUCUGCGGAGGUAUAUUCUGCAAGGAGUGCUCCAAGGGGAGGUGUUUGAUGCCCAUGAAGUUCAGGCAGCGUGAUCCUCAGAGGGUGUGCGAUGCUUGCUAUGAUAGGCUUGAUCCUCUCCAGGGCUUGUUGAUCAACUACAACAGUAACGCCAUGCAGCCUGCGAAACAUGAUGUCAUGGAUUGGACAAGUACGAGGAGCUGGUUGAACUUGCCUGUUGGAUUAUCGAUGGAGUAUGAGCUGUACAAGGCAACGAAUACGCUCAGGAAAUAUUGCCAGGUGUCUAGACUAAAUCCUGAGAAGUCCAUCCCAUCAUCUAUCCUCAAGGGAGCAAAGGGGCUUGCUGUGCUCACAGUUGCCAAGGCAGGUGCAGUUCUUACGUACAAAAUGGGCACUGGACUUGUAGUUGCUCGCAGAUCAGAUGGAUCAUGGUCUGCCCCGUCUGCGAUUUUAUCUGUUGGAUUGGGAUGGGGAGUUCAGAUUGGAGGAGAAUUGACAGAUUUUAUAAUCGUGCUUCAUGAUCUUAAAGCUGUCAAGGCAUUCAGUAGCCGCCUGCAUCUUUCUCUUGGGGCAGGAUUGAGUGCGGCAGCAGGACCAAUCGGCAGAGCCCUUGAAGCAGAUGUUCGAGCAAGUGAAAAAGGUUCUGGUAUAUGCUACACUUACAGCUGCAGCAAAGGUGCCUUUGUUGGGAUCUCACUGGAAGGAAAUGUGGUGACGACCAGAUCAGACACCAAUCUGCGCUUCUACGGGGACGCUUACUUGACCACAACCGAUAUUCUGUUUGGGAGGGUGGAGAAGCCCAGAGCUGCCCAACCCUUGUACAAAGCUCUAGAUGAUUUAUUCUCCAAAAUGGUUUGCUAGUUCUAGUCAUGUUAGCAUUAGCAUUCACCAUGUACAUAUAUCUGUAAAAGAUGCUAGGAAAUCCCCUGAAAAAAAUAUCAAGAAAAUGUACAUAUUUUAUUGGAUGGGUUCAUAGCAAGUAUGUAACCCGCAUGUAAAUAUUGCCAGGAUACUGUACGCUAUCUAAUCUAUGGUUUCUA